CAAAAUGGGCAAUGCUAAAAGUGGAGCGCUUUCCAAAGAGCUUCUGGAGGAGCUGAAGAUGAACACCAAGUACAGCGAGGAGCAGCUUUACGCCUGGUACCAGAAGUUCCUGAACGAGUGUCCGACGGGCCGCAUCAGCCGGGAGCAGUUUGAGAGCAUCUACGCCAGCUUCUUCCCCGACGCCGAUCCCAAGGCUUACGCUCAGCACGUCUUCAGGAGCUUCGACGCCAACAGCGACGGGACGCUGGACUUUAAAGAGUACAUUGUGGCUCUGCAUCUGACAUCCUCAGGGAAGACCGUCGAGAAGCUGGAGUGGGCCUUCGUUCUGUACGACGUAGACAGGAACGGCACCAUCACCAAAAACGAGAUUCAUGAAAUAGUCAAGUCAAUAUUCAACAUGAUCUCCAAAGAAGACCAGAAGAACCUUCCGGAUGAUGAGAAUACUCCUGAAAAACGAACAGAUAAAAUUUGGGACUUCUUCGGGAAAAAAGAAAACGGUAAAAUAACAGAGGGCGAGUUCAUUCAAGGAGUUAUGGACAAUAAGAACAUCCUCCGUCUGAUUCAGUUUGACGAACCACAAAAGGUCCAAGAGAGGCUCAAAGAGAAGAAGCAAUAAUGCUUGUUUGUUUUUUUUAAUUGCUGCUGGUUUGCGUUUUACUGCUAUCUGAUUCUUUUGUUUCAUGUGCGCUGUAAUACUUUUGAUUUGACCAAGAUUUCAAUACAAUCUGUGCCAUGAAAUAUACAUGUAAUAAUGCUGCAGUAGAAAACAUGAAACGAAAUGGACAGUUAAAAAUGGAAAAGCUGGAUAUCUAGACACUGAGUUUUCAGUGAAAUACACAGAUACAAUCAGCCCACUGGCAAAAAAGGGUCAAAGACGCGGUUACAUUCACAAUCAUCGCCGAUCAUGUGCUGUGAAACCAUAUGCAAAUGAUGUAAAUAAUCCACAACUUUGCUUCACACUCAUUUGCUCAUGAAUAAAACGCUAUAUGUAACAGUGAUGCAAACGGUUUCAUUUUAGUAUUCUACUAGUACUACUAAUAGUAUACAUGCAUACACUAUACACUAGUAUACAUGCAUAAAAAUUAAGACACAGAGGGUUUUUCCAGAUAUGGGAUUUUCCAAUAGGCCGUUUGACCAAAUAAACACACAACGAGGGAGAAAUUUGUUAAUUAAUUUUGUUAAUUUAAUUGCACUGCCUUUGCAAUGUAAAAAAAUAUAUUUUUAAACUCAUUAAAAUGCAGAUUAAGAUGCAAAUCAAUGUGUAAUUAAAACAGUGGCUCUCAACUGGUGCAUUUUGACAAAAAAUGCAAGAAAAAAAAAUACAAAUCUAAAUGCAAUAAAUUAUCUAGCAUAGUUAGGAGAACAAAUUUGAUAACAUUACCACUUUAGCAUAUUGUUGGAUCUAUGGCAACAUUAAAGGGGUCAUAUGAUGCUGCUAAAAAGAACAUUAUUUUGUAUAUUUGGUGUAA
This is a messenger RNA of Sinocyclocheilus rhinocerous, 1469 nucleotides long. It is a transcript of the gene rcvrnb, whose product is annotated as recoverin b. Bases 5 to 616 code for a protein of 203 amino acids. The transcript is spliced from 3 exons. NCBI's taxonomy places the organism in Eukaryota, Metazoa, Chordata, Actinopteri, Cypriniformes, Cyprinidae. The record is from RefSeq and is a predicted model, not a curated record. Gene Ontology annotation, molecular function: calcium ion binding.